Messenger RNA from Oxyura jamaicensis (ruddy duck), 3221 nucleotides. It is a transcript of the gene BRINP3, whose product is annotated as BMP/retinoic acid inducible neural specific 3. The transcript is spliced from 9 exons. The record is from RefSeq and is a predicted model, not a curated record. Gene Ontology annotation, biological process: positive regulation of neuron differentiation; negative regulation of mitotic cell cycle. Bases 470 to 2860 code for a protein of 796 amino acids. NCBI's taxonomy places the organism in Eukaryota, Metazoa, Chordata, Aves, Anseriformes, Anatidae.
GGCCUCCCACCGACCCCCGCAGGAGAGGGCGGCUUGCUGUUUCACCGCCUCACCUGGCCCUGAGCAGGGGAAGAAGGAACUGAGCCCUUAGGGGACUGGGCGUCUGCGCUGCUCCAGCCCUGAGGCCAGCCACCGUCCCUGCAGACUUGCCAAGACUGCUCGUGACAGGGGUCCGGAGGGACCUGACUGGGAAGGGUUAAUCAGGGGUUUCAGGGUGCUCCAAACAUGAGUCCUGAGUGCUCCUCAUAGAUGCGCUAGCCAAUCCUAGGCAACAGAAGCAUGAACUAUAUGUAGCAUGGUGUAAAAAGCGAGGUAAAGAAAAUAGGGUGUACACCAUGACGGCAUAUCAGAAGGCAGGAGACUGAUUUUUGGGGGCUACGAUUCCUGUGCUACUUAGAGAUCAUCACGCAUUUAAAAAGGUGUUGAGGGAAAGCUAAGAGAAUGAAGGCUCUAAGUCCCCAGUGGAAGCAUGAUAUGGCGAUGCAGUGCUGGUGCUGAAUUGUUCUCUCUGAUGGCUCUAUGGGAGUGGAUAGCACUGAGUCUUCAUUGCUGGGUUUUAGCGGUUGCUGCUGUUUCGGAUCAGCAUGCCACAAGCCCCUUCGACUGGCUCCUCUCUGAUAAGGGACCCUUCCAUCGCUCACAGGAAUACACAGAUUUUGUGGACAGAAGUCGUCAGGGAUUUAGCACAAGAUACAAGAUUUACAGGGAGAAGAAAAGCCAGACAGAAAACUCUGGCAGGAUCAUGGAAGGAGAGACGAGAUUCACAGUAACAACAGGUGUAUUGGUAAUAACGAGAGAGUUUGGCCGCUGGAAAGUAAACAAUCUUGCUGUUGAAAGAAGAAAUUUCCUUGGCUCCCCACUGCCACUUGCCCCUGAAUUCUUCCGUAACAUAAGGCUACUAGGACGCCGCCCGACACUUCAACAAAUCACAGAAAACCUUAUCAAGAAGUAUGGGACACACUUCCUACUAUCAGCUACCUUGGGAGGAGAGGAGUCACUCACAAUUUUUGUGGACAAAAGGAAGCUGAGCAAGAGGUCAGAAGGAAGUGAUCCCAGCACCAACAGCUCUGCAGUGACUCUGGAGACUCUGCACCAGCUUGCAGCCUCCUACUUCAUUGACAGGGACAGCACUCUGCGCAGACUCCACCACAUCCAGAUAGCCUCCACUGCCAUAAAGGUAACAGAAACGCGGACUGGUCCUCUUGGCUGCAGUAACUAUGACAACCUAGAUUCUGUCAGUUCUGUUCUGGUUCAGAGUCCUGAAAAUAAGAUUCAGUUGCAAGGUCUUCAGGUCAUCCUCCCUGAGUAUCUUCAAGAACAUUUUGUCCAGGCAGCUCUGAGCUAUAUUGCCUGCAAUUCAGAGGGGGAGUUCAUUUGCAAGGACAAUGACUGCUGGUGUCAGUGUGGCCCCAGAUUCCCAGAGUGCAACUGUCCCUACAUGGACAUUCAAGCCAUGGAAGAAAAUCUACUCCGCAUAAGUGAAACUUGGAAUGCAUACAACAGUGAAUUUGAAGAAUCUGAUGAAUUCAAAUUAUUUAUGAAGAGGCUGCCCAUGAAUUAUUUCUUGAACACAUCUACUGUAAUGCAUUUGUGGACAAUGGAUUCUAAUUUUCAACGUCGCUAUGAGCAACUAGAAAACAGCAUGAAGCAGCUCUUCCUCAAGGCACAGAAAAUUGUUCACAAGCUCUUUGGCCUUAGCAAGAGAUGCCAUAAACAGCCACUGAUCCGCAUGCCAAGGCAGAGAUCUUCCAACUAUUGGCUCAACCGCAUCCAGUCCUUUCUCUACUGCAAUGAAAAUGGCCUCCUGGGGAGCUUUUCUGAAGAGACUCACACAUGUACCUGCCCUAAUGAUCAAGUUGCCUGCCAUGGGUUCCUUCCCUGCACGAUUGGAGAUGGUUCUGCAUGUUUGAGCUGUGCCCCUGACAACCGCACCCGUUGUGGGAGCUGCAAUGCUGGAUACAUGCUAAGCCAAGGGAUUUGCAAGCCUGAAGUGGCAGAAUCAACAGAACACUACAUUGGGUUCGAGACUGAUCUUCAGGACUUGGAAAUGAAGUAUUUACUGCAGAAGACAGAUAGGAGAAUUGAGGUCCAUGCAAUUUUCAUCAGCAACGACAUGCGCCUCAACAGCUGGUUUGAUCCUUCCUGGCGCAAGCGGAUGCUCCUUACCCUUAAGAGUAACAAGUACAAGUCUAGCCUGGUUCAUAUGAUACUGGGCCUCUCUCUUCAAAUCUGCCUAACUAAAAACAGCACCUUAGAGCCUGUUCUUGCUGUUUACAUCAACCCUUUUGGGGGCAGCCACUCUGAGAGCUGGUUUAUGCCUGUGAAUGAAAAUAAUUUCCCAGACUGGGAGCGGACUAAGCUGGACUUACCCCUUCAGUGUUAUAACUGGACACUGACUCUGGGCAACAAGUGGAAGACAUUUUUUGAAACAGUACACAUCUAUCUGAGGAGUCGAAUAAAGUCAAAUGGUCCAAAUGGCAAUGAGAGCAUCUACUAUGAACCCCUGGAAUUUAUUGAUCCCUCAAGAAAUCUGGGCUAUAUGAAAAUCAAUAACAUCCAAGUGUUUGGCUACAGCAUGCACUUUGACCCAGAAGCCAUUCGAGACUUGAUUUUGCAGCUGGACUACCCCUAUACUCAGGGAUCACAGGAUUCGGCACUUUUGCAGCUGUUAGAAAUACGUGAUCGUGUAAAUAAACUCUCUCCACCUGGUCAACGUCGUCUAGACCUCUUCUCUUGCUUGCUCCGUCAUAGACUCAAACUGUCUACCAGUGAAGUGGUGAGGAUUCAAUCUGCUUUGCAGGCAUUUAAUGCCAAAUUGCCAAACACAGUGGAUUAUGACACAACCAAAUUAUGUAGUUAACCAUAAAUGUGAAGCACAACACAAAACCUUGAAGGAGUUUUUACAGUGCUUUUGUGGAACAGUUUAUGUUUGGAAGAGUAAAUUUAAAUUGUCUUUUCAAUAUCUGUCUUAUAUCAGUCAAUACUGUUGGAUGGCAAUUUACACACAUGAACUUGCUGACAAUGAAUAUAUUAUACCUGCAGUUUUGGUUUAUGAAUGAAAUAAAUACUGACACCAGUCUAGAAGACAUUCUACUUUUUACAAUAAAUUUCAUUUGUAAUUUUAUAUGUUCUGUGGCAAUGCUUUUGUGCAUUACAUCCUCUAGAGGGAACAGAGAAGGAUACCAAUAAAAUUUUGUAGCUGAACAGUUAUUAAAAAGAAA